UUGGAUCUAUUAUCAAAGAUGGCGCCAACACGAGCGAACUUUUUCAUUCCAUCUCCGAGAAUAUUUCUCUGUGCGACUUUCAUUAUGUUAAGUGGAACAGUGACAGCAGAACGCCAAUGCUACUGGUGCGGCCCUCUAGCGGAACAAGUGCAUCGAAGUCGCCGAGCUCCAUCUUGCGAUACUCCAACAAAACAUGUCACAACUUGCGAACCCGGACUUACACACUGCGCUGUGAUUGCGACAUCUCCUCCACAUAUUGAGUCGAGAUUCUGCGUGAAACUAUAUCAAGAUGAAUGCUACCCUCUUUUCUGCAAUUCGACAAAAACGUGGAAAAUGACAUGCCCUUGUCGCGGUGAUCUAUGCAAUGGCAACAACACGGAACGUGAGAAUGAAGCAUUUGCUGUUCUAUCAAAACUUGUUGCAAAAACCUUAAAUAUUCGUAUCAAAAAAAGGUCCAGUUCUUCAAACUUUACUUUAUCAACUCGAGAACACACAAUUGUAAUAACUAAUGAAACAGACAUGGAAGUAAAUGUAACUGAUAAUAAUGAUCAAAUCAAUGAUUUUGAUCAAAUGAUUGUUGUUACAGGAAUCACACAAGAAGAUUCUUUUAAAGCAAAUAAUACAGUUAAUAUGACCCCUGCUCAAAGUCUUGAUGAAGAUGACAUUUCUGAUAAUUCAAUAAAUGAUAUCAGUACUACAAAAAGCAGCAAAGAAAAUAAUACAAGUGAACUUGUCAUAACUGUAGAACCUAAUAUAGGAAAUUUAUCCACUAAGAAUGUUGAAACUAUAGCACCAAUUGCUACGAUGGCGACAAAAACUGAAUUAGUAAAGGAAUCUUUGGCGCACAAUUUUAUUAUAAAACCAAGUGAGCAGUUACCAACAGCAGAAGCACUGCAGCAAAAUGUUAGUCCAUCUGUGAAAAGUUUAAAAACUACAGAAUCCUUAAAAACUGAUUUAAGUACACUCGUAAUCGAAGAAAGCACUACAGCAAAGCCUACCAAAGCCGGCGAAAAUUAUGCUGGACAGUUAUCAGCAAAUAUUUUUACGCUUUUAAUUUUUAUCUUGACCAUUUCACCCUUAUAUUGA
This is a messenger RNA of Parnassius apollo (apollo), 1086 nucleotides long. The record is from the annotation of a GenBank genome assembly. NCBI's taxonomy places the organism in Eukaryota, Metazoa, Arthropoda, Insecta, Lepidoptera, Papilionidae.